Molecule: messenger RNA, 1801 nt
Organism: Salvelinus namaycush (lake trout)
Lineage: Eukaryota; Metazoa; Chordata; Actinopteri; Salmoniformes; Salmonidae
Product: integral membrane protein GPR137B-like
Exons: 2
Coding region: 1400-1801 (133 amino acids)
Biological process (GO): negative regulation of bone resorption; regulation of autophagy; positive regulation of TORC1 signaling
Cellular component (GO): lysosomal membrane
Source: RefSeq, a predicted model, not a curated record
CUUAUGGGCCUUGGUCAAAUAGCACUCUAUUCCAGUCAGUCAGUGGUGGGAAGCUCCAGUCCCAGGGGAGUUCAGUCAGUCAGUGUUGGGAAGCUCCAGUCCAGGGGAGUUCAGUCAAUGGUGGGAAGCUCCAGUCCCAGGGGAGUUCAGUCAGUCAGUGUUGGGAAGCUCCAGUCCCAGAGGAGUUCAGUCAGUCAGUGGUGGGAAGCUCCAGUCCCAGGGGAGUUCAGUCAGUCAGUGUUGGGAAGCUCCAGUCCAGGGGAGUUCAAUCAGUCAGUGUUGGGAAGCUCCAGUCCCAGAGGAUUUCAGUCAGUUAGUGGUGGGAAGCUCCAGUCCCAGGGUUAAAGGUACAGUAGCCUGCGUCAGCUGAGUACGUAGCGUAUAGCGUAAUGAACUAGGGAAUGGAUUGCCCUCUUCCUCUCUCCCCUCUUCUCUUCUCUUUUUAAGCUCAAAGUCCAGCACAGCCUACUGUACAGUAACUGUAGCUUCCUGCCCACAGACCCAGCCUCCAGCCUGUCGCCUGACAAACACCUCAUUCUCAACACAGAUCAUGUGCCUCAGUGUUCAGCCACUGGCUCUCCUCUCCCUGCUGCAGGAAGUCGAGCGUGUUAUUCUUUAUACCCCCUCCUCCACCUCUCCUCUUCUCCUCCAUUCUUUUCUUUCCUCUUAGAGCCUGACAUCCCCAUUCACUCACACCAUUUCUCUCUGCGCAAUCGCUCUCUCUGCCUCCUGCUCUGUCAGGCCAAAGAGAGAGAGAGAGAGAGCUGUGUCUGUGUUGUCGUGCUGUAGCCCAGGCUGAGAGAGAGAGAGAGAGAGCUGUGUCUGUGUUGUCGUGCUGUAGCCCAGGCUGAGAGAGAGAGAGAGAGACAGAGGACGCUCGUGAGAGGAGGAACAGUCACUACAGUGCACCGAAGGAGAGCAAGAGGAGGAAGAAAGAAGAGAAGGAAAGGAGAGGCCCCCACUGUGGCUAGGAGAUCCAGGGGCAGCCAGGUGAGAUCCAGCCAAGGAAAGGAGAGGCCCCCACUGUGGCUGGGAGAUCCAGGGGCAGCCAGGUGAGAACCAGCCAGGGAGAGAAGAAGAGGCCCCCACUGUGGCUAGAAGAUCCAGGGGCAGCCAGGUGAGAUCCAGCCAAGGAAAGGAGAGGCCCCCACUGUGGCUAGGAGAUCCAGGGGCAGCCAGGUGAGAACCAGCCAGGGAGAGAAGAAGAGGCCCCCACUGUGGCUAGGAGAUCCAGGGGCAGCCAGGUGAGAACCAGCCAGGGAGAGAAGAAGAGGCCCCCACUGUACCUACGAGAUCGUGUGGCAGCCAGUGAGAUCCAGCCAGGUAGAGAAGGAGAGGCCACCACUGUGCCUAGGAGAUCCAGGGAAAAGCCUGCUAAAACCAGCCAGACCAGGCGGUCAUGGAGGCCCAGGUGAGGGAUCUAUCCCUCCUGUCUCCCCUGGGUACCAACGAGUCCCUCCCUCCCCCCACCCUGACCCCGGCCGUACCCCCUUACGUGAAGCUAGGUCUCACUGUGGUCUACACUGUCUUCUACUCCCUGCUAUUCCUCUUCAUCUAUCUACAGCUGUGGAUGGUGCUGCGCUACAAACACAAGCGGUGCAGCUACCAGACAGUGUUUCUCUUCCUGUGUCUGCUGUGGGCUGCGUUGAGGGCCGUCCUCUUCUCCUUCUACUUCAGAAACUUUGUGACAGCCAACACACUGGGACCAUUCCCCUUCUGGCUGCUCUACUGCUGCCCUGUCUGCCUCCAGUUUUUCACCCUUAGCCUCAUGAACCUCUAUUUCGUACAGCACAUGUGCUAA